Molecule: messenger RNA, 2622 nt
Organism: Besnoitia besnoiti
Lineage: Eukaryota; Apicomplexa; Conoidasida; Eucoccidiorida; Sarcocystidae
Exons: 11
Coding region: 1-2622 (873 amino acids)
Biological process (GO): peptidyl-arginine methylation
Molecular function (GO): protein-arginine N-methyltransferase activity
Source: RefSeq, a predicted model, not a curated record
AUGCAGCUCCUUGAGCACCCGAGCCACGAAUCGGCGCCAAGAGAGAAACAGGCGAUCAAAAGCCGCACUAGAACCCGCGAAAAAGGGCGCAGCCACGCCGGUCUGUCACGCUAUGCGCGUCUCGACCGCGCGACGCAUCAGUACAAAGGCGUCUUCUUUUUCGUGGAGAGUGUGUUUCCCGCUCGCGUUGUUGUCGGCUCGCGCGGCGCCUCUUUGGCCUCCAACGGCGAAGGAGACGCGAGCCCAGUCGCGGAGAGCUUCACUCGCGCGUCAUUCUCUUCUUCCUGCUGCACAUCUGCGGACUCCCGCGUCGCUUUUCUAGCGCAGAGACUCGCGAUGACUUCGUGUGCCUCAGCCAACAACGGCGCCUGCCCCCCGCAGGCGGACUGCGCGAGUGGAGGCCAGCCGGAGGCGGGGCGGCUCUUCGCUUCGCGGGAGGCGUUCCUGGAGCGGAGAAGGUACUUUGAGAGCUUGGGACUGAUCGACGCGGGCGACGACUUGUGCAGGGCGAACAAGGAAAAGACAGAAAAAUCCGACUCGGAAGACGACGCGGAGACGGCGCGAGAGGCCGGCGCCAGGGCGGAGCGAAGAACACGACACGUCGCGAAGCGCCGCGACGUCGACGGCGCCCAAGACGACGGCGAGGCGUCGCUCCUCGCUCCCUGUCUCUGCCUCUUUUGCUCCUUCGCGUCCGCGGACCUGCGGUGUAUGCACAGCCACCUGGAAGAACUCCACGGGUUGAAUUUCUUCGAGCCGCACGGCCGCUGGCAUCCGCGGCGUCUCUUGGCGGGCGCAGACGCAGGCGCGGCCUCUGCCUCGUCCUCGCCCUCCUCCGCCUCUUCCUCGGGGAGCCGCGAGGAUGCGCCUGCAGCCGCGGCCUUCGCGGAGCUCCCGCCGCUGACGUCUUACUACCGAAUCGCGCUGAUCAACUUUCUGCGCAAUCUCGCGCCCGCGGCGCCGCAGGAGCGGCUGCAGGCCUGGCGCGCUGGCAGCGUGGAGACGCAGCCGACUGAGUUCGAGGCUGUGACGCGCGCGUUUGCGGCGCUGAAUCGCGACGCGGCCUGCUGGCGCGAUGAGAAGUUCCUGCAGCCCGCAUGGGCGGAGGACAGGCUUCUCUGGGAAGAAGUCUGCUCUGACUCAGAAGAAGAUGAAGAAGAGGAAGGUGAGGAAGAAGAGGAAGGUGAGGAAGAAGAGGAAGCGGAGACGCGCGGCUGGGGGGUGAAAUGCGGUCGCGCGGGGCAGGAGGGGGGGAGCGACGACGAGAUUCGGGGCGCCUCGGUCACGCAGGAGGAUAGGAAUUACUUUGCAGGCUACGCCGAGCUGCCGAUCCACCGCGAGAUGAUAUGCGACACCGCGCGAACGGAGGCUUACCGCGAUUUCAUCCUGCAAAAUCGAGACCUAUUCGAGGGCAAAGUCGUGUUGGAUGCGGGCUGCGGAACGAGCAUCUUGAGUCUCUUUUGCGCACAGGCGGGCGCGCGAAAAGUGAUUGGCGUCGACGGAGCGACAGGCGUGGCGCGCGUCGCAGAGAAGAUUGUGAAGAUGAAUCACUUCACGCACGUCGUUCAGAUCGUGACCGGAAAGAUGGAGGACUUCGUGCUCGUGUGGGCGGACGAAGCGCGUCACACCGUGAAAGCGAUCCCGCGAGAGACAUUCUCGCCGUCGUCAUGGGAGAAAGUCAGAGUCGAUAUCAUCGUCUCUGAGUGGAUGGGCUACUGCUUGCUGUUCGAGUCGAUGCUGUACACCGUCUUACACGCUCGAGACGAGUAUCUCAAGCCCGACGGCCUACUCGUCCCCAGCCGCGCCGUCAUGGGGGCGUUCGCUGCGGACUGUCUGCCUGAGAUCGAGGCGCAGCUGGGCAAGAGGUUCGCGGAGCCGGUCUACGGGCUGGACUUCUCGCUGCUCUGCCUGCCCGACGCCGCAGCGCUGCGCAGCGCGGACGUGGCGCUUAUAAAGCCUCAUCGCCUCCUCUCGAGCCCGACGCCCUUCUGCCUCCUCAACCUCUACGCAGUCAGCGCGGCGGACGUUCAGACGCUGCGCGCGCCCUUCUCGAUCGAUUUGACGCAGCGCCCGGUACAUCUCGCGGCGUUACCCGCGACGACCUCUUCGGUCUGCACGACGAUGGUGAUCUACUUUGACUGUUUCUUCGAGAGACUGCGUGAGGGCGAGCUGCCCGGCGAGGCCGCGCCGGUUGUCUUCUUCGCCGCAGGCUCGCCAGUUGCAGCGUCGUGGUACGCGAGCGGAGACGCGAAACCCGUUGCGGAGGCGACCGCGGGCGGCCUCUGCCUCUCGACUUCUCCGCUGCGACAGGACACGCACUGGAAGCAAACGAUGCUUCACUUGAGAGGCCACGACGGGCAAGGUAUGGAAGUCCUGCCACAGUGGGUUGCCACGGAGAUUGCGCAGAGGGGAGAGGAGACAAGCAGCGAGGCCGAGACUUCCGCGCGAGUCGCGGCGAGCCGCGCGCCGCUCUCCAAGCUCGAGGGCUACAUCAGCAUGAAUCCAGAUCCCCAGCGCAGUCGCAGUCUCGCGGUCACUGUGGAGAUGCGGCAGCUGCCCUACAGAGACGAAAGCGGCGAAGUGGCGAUCGCCCCUUGUGUGAUCAAUACGUUUUCAGUCGCGUAG